Messenger RNA from Plectropomus leopardus (leopard coralgrouper), 1185 nucleotides. NCBI's taxonomy places the organism in Eukaryota, Metazoa, Chordata, Actinopteri, Perciformes, Serranidae. The record is from RefSeq and is a predicted model, not a curated record.
CACCCUCUGUGAUCCACAGCAUCUUAUUGGCUGUCUUGUCAUCCAGGGAAAGGUUGAUCCAGUCUGUGGGAUGUCAAAAAAUGUGGAGUCGAGAAGAGAAACUAUGAAUUCUGAAGGGCGCACCUGCCUCAUCCCUGGAGCUCACCAUGUUGCACCACCACGUUUCAACAGAAGCCUAGAAUGGACAGCCAAACACUGGUAUAUAAGAGUGGCAUUAAGCUGUCACACUCUUAAGCCAACAGCGACUCAUCAUACUCAGAGAGACCAGUGACAACAGCGCUGAGACAGGCUCACCGCAGCAGCUAAAAGCAUCCAAAUCAAGAUGCCCGCCACCACAAGAAUCAUCUCUGAUUCCCGGAUGUCAGAUAAAGGAAAAAAAGCCAAAGCUGGAAACACACCCACAGAGAGGAUCCCAGCCUAUGAGCCAAAUAUCCCAGAGCCAAAAUGCAGAGCUGAUCUCAUUAAGCACUGGUUCAGCCUUUCCAUGGAUGACAAGACAGCAAAUAAGAUGCUGUGGAUCGGAGAGGACGGUGCUAAGGUGGCCCGUAUGACAGAUGAUGUCACUUGUCCCGUCUUGGAUAGACCAGAGCGAUAUGAGUAUUCUCCACAGGUUCUUUGCAAAGAAGGCAUCCUGGGCUUCCGAGGCUACUGGGAGGUGGAGUUCACCGGGUGGGUCGUGGUCGGAAUCGCGUAUGAACGAGCAGGAAGGAGGAACAGCGACGGAUCUUGUGGCCUGGGAGAGAACGAGGAGUCCUGGGGUCUCAGCUGGUGUGGAUCCUGCUAUCAGGCUUGGCACAAAGGCCGCAAUGAAGAUAUCACGGAGAUUCCCAAGUACACCACAAUCGGUGUAUACCUUGACCAGCCUGCUGGUAUCCUUAGUUUCUAUGGUGUGGAGGAGGUGAAGGAGGGAGAGGAGAGCACAGGGGAGAAGGAGGUUAGACUUGUGUGGCAGGUUAAGAGCUCUUUUCAGCAGAAGAUGAUACCAGGGUUUUGGUUGGGCCCACAGUCACAGUGUUUAAUUAUAAAAAAGGAGGAAUAAAGGACUAAAUCAACAUCAUGAUAUCAUAUCUGAAGUUAGGGUUAGGGCUAGUGGAACUGCCUCAUCCUUUUAUAAUAAUGUAUAUGUAUUUUUGUUACUGUUUGUGAAGAAUGUACAGGGUUAUCUAGUUUGGAAUGAAUGAAUGC